CACAGUCAUCACUGCCAUCGUUACAAGUUCCUCCUUAAUCCUCUCUUUCUUUAUCUCGUUCUGUUCAACCACGAUCAGUCCAUCACCAAAAUCACCAUCAUGUCGUCUAACAACGGACAGAAGCUGAUAGUCUUCGGCCUGACCUUCGCCCAACAUGACAGCCGAAAGAUGCAACAGGUCCUUCGCCACUACAAUCGACUUCCUGGAAGCCCAGGAAGCAGGGCAUUACUAUUUGUCGAGCUUCAAAAGCUGGCCAAGGAGCUUGUCGCCAACGAAGCCUCCCAGAAGUCCCAGCAGCAGGCACAGCAGCUCACAGACUGGAUGAGGAACGGAGGGAGCUUCCCGCUUGGCGAAGUACCAGCGCCUGUGAACGCUGCUGCGUUCCACCACGGAGCCCACCUCCAAGGUUAUAGGCCGACUGAUCAUUCACAGCCGGAAUGGAAUGGUAAUCUUGGACCAGGUCACUUUCUUGAUAACGCAGUUGCUGAGGAUGAUGGCCCUGAGGAUGAUGACCACGAAGAUGGCAGCCCACAGGAAAAUGAUACAAGCAUGGAUGGUGCAGAACUCUUCGGCAUGGACUUUCCGUGGACAGGGGCGCACGCUUAA
This is a messenger RNA of Cryphonectria parasitica EP155, 606 nucleotides long. RefSeq lists its product as uncharacterized. The coding region runs from base 100 to 606 and encodes 168 amino acids. The transcript has 2 exons. NCBI's taxonomy places the organism in Eukaryota, Fungi, Ascomycota, Sordariomycetes, Diaporthales, Cryphonectriaceae. The record is from RefSeq and is a predicted model, not a curated record.